This is a messenger RNA of Trichoderma atroviride IMI 206040, 1899 nucleotides long. RefSeq lists its product as uncharacterized. The record is from RefSeq and is a predicted model, not a curated record. Gene Ontology annotation, cellular component: spindle pole; spindle pole body; mitotic spindle. Lineage: Eukaryota; Fungi; Ascomycota; Sordariomycetes; Hypocreales; Hypocreaceae. Gene Ontology annotation, molecular function: protein tyrosine phosphatase activity; protein serine/threonine phosphatase activity; protein tyrosine/serine/threonine phosphatase activity. Gene Ontology annotation, biological process: microtubule cytoskeleton organization; regulation of exit from mitosis; positive regulation of cytokinesis.
AUGGCUCCUGCUACCAGACAUUCCCAGAACCUGGGCCAUGUAGUCGAAUACAUUCCUGACCGACUAUAUCUCGGCGCCUACGUGCGCACCCCGGAUCCAGACACGCCGCUGCCCGGCACCGAGUCGCCCCGGAAACGAGCGUCUCGAUAUGCCGACGGCGCUGCUCCGGCGCCUCUGGUGACCAACAAAAACCCGCCCUGCUACUUCACCGUCGACGACACUCUGCUGUACAACGCGUUCCACCACGACUUUGGCCCUCUGCACAUUGGCCACCUGUACCGGUUUGCCAUCAAGUUCCACGAUAUCCUGGGCGCCAAGGAGAACCGGGAUCGGCCCAUUGUCUUCUACAGUCUCGCGGACCCGAGAAGCCGCGCAAAUGCUGCUUGCAUGCUGGCUUGCUACAUGGUUCUGAUCCAAAACUGGCCGCCUCACCUGGCCUUGGCCCCGAUUGCUCAGAUCGACCCUCCGUUGAUGCCCUUCCGAGACGCCGGCUACAGCCAGGCCGACUACGGAAUCAGCGUCCAAGAUGUAGUCUACGGCGUUUGGAAGGCCAAGGAGGAAAAGUGCUGCGACUUGGACAACUUUGACUUGGACCAGUACGAGAUGUAUGAGCGGGUCGAGCACGGCGACUUCAACUGGAUCACGCCCAACUUCCUUGCUUUUGCCUCUCCCCAGCACGCGCCGGUGGCCAAGAUUACCGAAGGCUCUGAGCUCUAUCCGCUGCUACCUAGAGAUGUCGCCGCAGUUGAAGAUCACCCGCUUCUUCCCCAGCCCUUCAAGAAUGUGCUCUCCCACUUUAGCGAACGCAACAUUGGCCUGGUCGUCCGCCUCAACUCACAUCUUUACUCUCCGUCUUAUUUCGAGUCCAUGGGAAUCCAGCACAUUGACAUGAUUUUCGAUGACGGAACCUGCCCACCUCUUUCCAUGGUUCGCAAGUUCAUUCGCAUGGCCCACGAGACCAUCACCGUCAAGAAGAGGGGCGUGGCUGUUCACUGCAAGGCCGGUCUGGGCCGUACCGGCUGCCUCAUUGGCGCCUAUCUGAUCUACCGCCACGGUUUCACCGCCAACGAGGUUAUUUCUUUCAUGCGGUUUAUGAGACCUGGCAUGGUUGUUGGGCCUCAGCAGCACUGGCUGCAUCUGAAUCAGGGAACUUUCCGCGAGUGGUGGAUCGAGGAGCGCAUCGAGCGAAAGCUCAGAAGGGAGUUUGCCGCUGCCGCCGCUGCUGCCGCUGGUGGCCACCAAGUGCCGAGCACACCUAUGCGAGCUACCAAGAGUUCGCGAAACCUGCAGGCUACGACACCCUCCAACCGAAGCCCAUCCAACCGCACACCACUCAGCGAGGUGGACCACGAUCGAAGUAGCAAUGUCGGAGUCCAUGAGGACUAUCUACCAGCGCCAACACCUGGCCAGCCACGAAAGGGAGCACGAGAUCGUUACCAGCACUAUGGUAGAUCGGGCUCUGAGGAGCAGAUGCUGGCACAAGCAGCAGAGGCGGCUGCUGCGGCGCCACCGCCUCAACGUCGAUCCCAGGGGAACCCAGAGCCGGAGGAAGAGCAGCUGCACCACUUGCGGAUGCGAAAGCAACGCAAGGCGGCCCAGACAUCCAGCCGAAAUACCGAAAAGACGUCAACAAGUCAGAACGCAGGUUAUGUGAUUGACAAUGACGCUUCUUUUGAUGCCGAGAAUAUAGGCACCGUCAAGCCCAAAUCUGCGGAAAGGCCCUCCAGCCAGUCUGGCACGCUUGCCAAGGUGCGCGCGAGACGGCAAGCGGCGGAUUCACCGCUGCGGUCCAAGGAAUCUGCUGGUGUCCGCAAGACGAGUGGCCGCGUGGGUAGCGCCGGGGCAGGCAUAUCACCGGCGGCAUCGUCGACUGCUCGAAGAGUCUCGGGCACGUCCUAG